UCGUGUAUUAAUAGUAUUUUGACAUGAGUUUUGAAAAUAGGCUUUGUACAGAUUACACUACUGAAAGUGCAGUUAAAGAAAAGUGCCAAAAAUGGAUUGAUUCCAUAGAGCCAUUGACUACCAGCGUUGACGGAUUCUCUAUUAGCGAUUGCAGCACAGAAUUUGUGUCAACCGCUGCAGAUAGUGAUUUAGAUUUAACAAAUGAUGAUGAUAACAGUGUUGAUACAGGUAAGGUAAAUUUAGGAAACGAAUUAAAAAUUAUGUCCAACACGGUCUCGCACAUUAACCACACGGAAAUAUUGCAAACAGUUUUAAAAGGAAAUAGCACACAAACUUUUGAGAAUAUUCAGGUCGCAAAUUCUAAUAAAGUACACAUUGGUAAUGUCACCUACGUGACUGGACCAAUUCAUAUAAUACACAACAAUGGUGGCAACAUGGGAUCUAUCCAUCAAAUCGCUUCUACUUCAUCGACAGCAACGCAGCAACAUCCAUCACGAGGAACGAAUGAUACUAACAUUAAUUACGAUCAUGUAGAAGAGGAGGAGCGAAAUAAGGAUGAUUUGUUUGUGAGUAAUGUUGUAAAAAAUGUGGACAGCAGAGUGCUACGCAUAGUUGAUCGACGAACAUGGUUAGCUCAACCGGCUUUGGAAUACAAAACACUAGAUACUCCUGUUCCGUAUGUGAUUAUAUCACACACUGCCACGGAAUCUGCUGAAACACAAGCAGGAAUGGUAUACAUGGUAAGAAAUAUUCAGUGUUUUCACAUUGAGUCAAGGCGUUGGAAUGACAUUGCCUAUAAUUUUCUGAUUGGCAACGAUGGAAAUGUAUAUGAAGGACGCGGUUGGAAAAAAGUUGGCGCUCACACUUAUGGUUAUAAUGAACGAGGAAUUGGCAUAAGCUUUGUAGGUUGCUUCAUGAAUGAAUUACCUACUAAAAUUGCAUUCGAUGCUUGUAAAUUAUUAAUCAAAAAAGGAGUUCGGGAAGGAUACAUUCAGAAAGAUUAUAAACUAAUCGCACAUUGCCAAUGCAGUCCAACAGAAAGCCCGGGUAGAAUGUUAUUCGAAGAAAUAAAAACAUGGCCUCAGUGGAAAGCAGAACCAUAAUGUGAAAAUAUCAAAUAUUACAUAUGACAAUUUAUAGAUGACUUCGUCUUAAGAUAAAUUACUCUGUAGUUUGCAUGCAAAUCC
Sabethes cyaneus is the source of this 1187-nucleotide messenger RNA. RefSeq names its product peptidoglycan-recognition protein LE-like. The transcript is spliced from 7 exons. Gene Ontology annotation, biological process: peptidoglycan catabolic process. The coding region runs from base 24 to 1103 and encodes 359 amino acids. Lineage: Eukaryota; Metazoa; Arthropoda; Insecta; Diptera; Culicidae. Gene Ontology annotation, molecular function: zinc ion binding; N-acetylmuramoyl-L-alanine amidase activity. The record is from RefSeq and is a predicted model, not a curated record.